Molecule: messenger RNA, 2062 nt
Organism: Cydia pomonella (codling moth)
Lineage: Eukaryota; Metazoa; Arthropoda; Insecta; Lepidoptera; Tortricidae
Product: venom serine carboxypeptidase-like
Exons: 10
Coding region: 483-1976 (497 amino acids)
Biological process (GO): proteolysis
Molecular function (GO): serine-type carboxypeptidase activity
Source: RefSeq, a predicted model, not a curated record
CGCACUUUAUAUUUUUCUUAGUUGAAUAUUUAUUUCAUUUACUAUUUAAUGCAGGAAAUCAAGGUACGUUUUAUUACUAUUAAGACAGUUUUUUUAUUCUUUUUUUUCCUUGUGUGUCGUCGAAAAUACGACUAAAUAACACCAAACGAUUUAUUGAUAGUGAUAGAUCAGUCUUAAUUAAUAUGUUCGUGUCUUGUUUUUACAAUAAAUACUAUAGCCUGUACAUCCGCGCGAGAUAAUAAUCCAAGUUCAAGGCGCACCGCGCCGGGGUACAAGAUUCCACCCGCUAGGCGCCCGCUACCAUUCCACCGCGGAUGCUAGGACGCACCUGAUCCUGUCACGAAAACAAGUGAAGAUCAGCCAGUGAAUACUGACUGCUAAGAAAAUCUCAACCGCUGUGAUACCUACUGGCCAUCGAGAAAAACAAGUCACUGCAAAAAGUGGGGGAAGUUUCGGGCAGACUCGCUAAGACAGUGGGAAAAAUGUUGUUAAUUUGGGCAUUUACUUUAGUCUGUGCAGCAUCAUGCUCGGAACGGUUCUCCCUGCCCGACCUGCCUCCUGGCGAGGCACCGGACCGCAUCCUCAAGUUCAUGGAGGAUACGUACAAGACCGGCCGAGGCAAGUCUGCGUCCGACGCGGGGGAGCCUCUGCUCCUUACUCCUCUCAUUGAGCAGAACAAGCUGGAGGAGGCUAGAGAGGCGGCGAAGGUUUACUCCGAUUACAUACUGCCUGAUAUGGACAGCUAUGCUGGGUAUUUGACGGUGAACAAAGAGUGCAAUGCGAACCUCUGGUUCUGGUACUUCCCGGUGACCGAUAAGAAGGUGGAGGAGACUCCCUGGAUCAUAUGGCUGCAGGGUGGCCCUGGUGUGUCCUCGCUGUACGGACUGUUUACCGAAAUCGGGCCGUUUGUCGUGAAUGAAGACGGCAAUUUGGAAGAACUAAAGUAUUCUUGGGGCAAAAACCACUCGCUGCUGUUUAUCGACAAUCCCGUCGGCACAGGCUUCAGUUUUACUUCCGAUGAUCGAGGAUAUGCCACAAAUCAAACCACGAUCGGCGAGAACUUGUACACAGCACUGCAGCAGUUCCUGACAAUGUUCCCCGAAUUGAGAAAAGCGCCACUAACGAUCGCCGGCGAAUCGUACGCUGGCAAGCACAUCCCGUCUAUCGGCAUACAGAUCCUUUGGAACAGGGAGAGGGACCAGGACCAGCCGAUCAAUCUACAGGGCCUAGCCAUCGGCAACGGCUUCAUAGACCCCCUGUCGCUGCAGCGUUACAGUUACUUCGUGCGCGAGGUCGGGCUGGUGGACGAUAACGUCGCCGACUCUAUGCGACACUUGGAGCUAGCCGUCACGCAGUUCAUCAACAAUGGGGAGAUGGUUAAAGCCUAUGCGUACUACAACUACCUGCUAACCACAUUCCUUCGCGAAUCCCAACUGGACAAUCUCUACAACUUCCUCCAAACCGACAUCGGCCUCGGCGGUCCGCAUAUUGAAUACCUGGAACGCAACGAAGUGCGCCGCGCUCUGCACGUGGGCAACACCAACUUCACGUCGGUCGGUGUGGUGUACAGGAAGCUGGUCCCGGACUUCAUGAACAGCGCGAAGACGUGGCUUGAGGAACUGCUGGAGAACUACAGGGUCAUGCUUUAUAAUGGACAUCUCGACAUCAUAGUGGCGUACCAUCCGUCAGUGAACACUUACAACUCUCUCAACUUUUCCGGUACGAAAACCUACAUGACAGCUAAACGAAACCCUUGGUACCACGAUGAUAAACUCGCUGGAUACGUAAAAACUGCGGGAAACUUGACAGAAGUGAUGGUUCUAGGAGCAGGACACAUGGUGCCCGCUGACAAGCCGGCGCCAGCGCUCGGUCUGGUCUCGGCCUUUGCCCGCGGCCUGUCCUUGGACGAUGACACGGGGAACCUCGUGAACAUAGAUAGAAAGUCUUUGCGGACCCGCCAACUCCCAGCACAAUAGUCAUAUCGAGUCAUAUCAUUUGUAAAAGUGUUAAUAAAUCAAUAAGAAAGAAGAAGCGGAAGUUUUGUGUUUUUAACCGUCCAGUA